CAGUGUACGCUAUAGGAUUACACGAACUACGUAAGGUCUGUUUUAUGAUUGCUUUCUCUCUUUUUUUUCUAUAUGUCAAGCAUUACAACUCCGUUUUGUAAUUAAUUUAGAGCAUGCAUGCUCUGCUUCGUUCCACUUACAACUCAUACUUCGAAAAAAUAAAUAUAUAAACAAAUAAAUAAAAAAAUUGAAAUCGAAAUUACGAUAAUAAGAACAAAGGGAUCUAUGCCCCGACUGACACUCAGCUGGUGUCCAUUGACGGUAGAUAAAAGUUUUGUUUCUCUAGGCUACUAAUAUGUUAAUUAGCUGUUAGAGUGUGCGACCCUAUUGGCUCGUCGUCCGAGUCAAUUUCCCAUUUCCAGCCUGACGUCAGAGCGGCUACAAUGCUUAAACUCAUCUGCUGUGUGAUCCCACUAAAAAAUCGCCCCACCAGACAGCAGCUUAGAACGUGCAAGUGAGCUUUUACUCCCUGACUUUCGGUGUGUUUCCCUCUCCGCGUGCGCAAUGUAUUCAUGAAGACACCGUAAAGUGUUAAAUGUUUGAAAUCCAAAACCGCCGAAUUUCACAUGCUGAAAAAGGACUCCGCUACUCGUACGCGCGGCACUGGUGUGUCAGUGCAAUAGACUCUGCAAAGAAACUCUACUCUCACAAGCCUGCAAGUCCGCGGCUGCAAAAAGGACGCUGAAAACCUAAUUUUUUUUUUCAGUUUCAAGACAAACGCGUAAAAAUCAAACUGGCUCACGUUCUUCCCAACCAACCCAGUUUGACAGCUGCUCUUCACCCCAUUUGGAGGACUGUCAGCAGCAAGAGGAUGGCAUCAGAGCUGGCAAUGAGCAACUCCGACCUGCCCACCAGUCCCCUGGCCAUGGAAUAUGUUAAUGACUUCGAUCUGAUGAAGUUUGAAGUGAAAAAGGAGCCGGUGGAGCCCGAUCGCAACAUCAGCCAGUGCAGUCGCCUUAUCGCCGGGGGAUCCUUGUCUUCCACCCCGAUGAGCACGCCUUGCAGCUCGGUGCCCCCUUCCCCAAGCUUCUCGGCGCCCAGUCCGGGCUCGGGGAGUGAGCAGAAGACACACAUUGAGGAUUUCUACUGGAUGUCCGGUUAUCAACAGCAGCUGAAUCCAGAGGCGCUGGGCUUCAGCCCCGAAGACGCGGUCGAGGCGCUGAUCAACAGCAGUCACCAGCUCCAGUCUUUCGAUGGCUAUGCCAGGGGCCAGCAGUUUGCUGGCGCAGCCGGAGCAGGAAGCACCAUGGCCGGGGAAGAGAUGGGGUCCGCCGCGGCGGUGGUGUCGGCAGUAAUUGCUGCGGCAGCCGCUCAGAACGGAGCGCAACACCACCACCACCACCAUCACCACCACAGCAGCAGCCACCACCAGGCACCGGGCGUCCAGUCCAACGGCACUUCUGGGACAAAUCACCCACACAUGCGCUUGGAGGAGCGGUUCACAGACGAGCAGCUGGUGACCAUGUCAGUGCGGGAGCUCAACCGGCAGCUACGGGGGGUCAGCAAAGAAGAGGUGAUCAGAUUGAAACAGAAGAGGAGGACCCUAAAGAACAGAGGCUACGCUCAGUCCUGCCGGUUCAAGCGGGUUCAGCAGCGGCACGUCCUGGAGGGAGAGAAGACACAACUCAUGCAGCAGGUCGAGCACCUAAAGCAAGAGAUCUCCAGGCUGGUCCGGGAGAGGGACGCGUACAAAGAAAAGUAUGAGAAGCUCAUCAGCAACGGCUUCAGAGAAAAUGGAUCCAGCAGUGACAACAACCCUUCAUCUCCGGAGUUUUUCAUGUCAUCAAGAAAAUUUCUCCAUCUGUGAUUUCAAGCACCAUCCCUCCGUGCCCUUGAGGAUUCUUGAGAUAACCUAAUGACUGAGCAGUGAUGACAUCAAAGCGACUGACCAAUUGCACCGAGACACCUACAAAGCACAACAUUCAAAAUUAUUUCCCGAAGAACAACAGACAAGACCCGCUGGAAUUCUUCAAAAUCUCUACAGCGAUUCUUGAAAAGCCUCUUACUACUCCUGUUUCCUUUCCUGAUAUUUUACCUCCAGCUUUUUUCUACAAAACCACAAAAAUAAAAAACAAAUAAAAUAAAAUAAAACAAAAAUAAAAAUCACAGAGACUCAUAAUCAGGAGAUGGUUGAUUCUCUUCGAUGGGAAGAUCACUGAUGCAUGCUUCUGUAAAUAGAUCAUAAUAAAACCCUAUUCUUAUUCCUAAUAUAGGAAACGUACCGAGUUGCUCUCACCAAAUUCAUAAACCUUCAUUACUGUGAAUAGAAUACCCAUGGUUCAAUAUUUUCCAUAUAAAAUCAGUAUUCUUACCUAUUCAGCGCCCACAUAGCUAUCAUUUCAAAUAUUGCUUCUCUAGUCUUUGAAGUUAAUUUGAUUGUAAAAACUGUACUUACAAUUGUUCUUAUUCUCAGCCUAGUCUUCCUCUCCAGUAUCCACACUAGUAUGUGUAAAUAGAGACAAAUGAAGACAACCGCAUGGAUCAGACUUUAGUGUAUAUUUACCAUGCUCUUAGAUCACACAUCUCAGUAUGUGGAUAUUUCAGACAACAUUUUUGAAAGUUUAAAAUAGCUGAAGAUAUUUUUCUGAUGGCCAGUGAUUUAGUCUCAGAUACCUGGAUACUGUCUGAAUAGAUCAAAUUUAUCCGGCCACAUUACAAUGAUUAUACAACACAAACUCCUUCGCUAUCAUCAGUGAAUUCCACUGGGAAACAGGCAAAUUGAACAGAAGAAGCAGGCAAUUUGCCCAAGCCAUGAUUCUAACAUAGCACCUCUAAGUAUUAGGUUUAAUAUUUGAUGUACUGUUUUUUUCCUUUUUGUUUUUUUUUUCUUUAAAUAUAAUUUACAGAUUUCUCCCAUUGUCGUCUUAUUUAUUAUUUUCUACUACAACAACUGCCCUGCCCUCUCAUGCCCACUUCGUAACUGUUGUAGCAAAGCUGCUGUUAGACUGAGAGGGACACAUUUUUUUCUUUGCAUGGUUUGAAACUGUGCUCCAGUCCUGAGCCUACACAGGGGCAAAAGAAGACCUCAGUAACUGCAAUGUAGAAAUGAGGAUUCUGGCCUCUGUCUUCAGUGGACUAUGAAGCUAACCAAAAGGACUGACAGAUAUCGUACCAAGCCAAUGAAGAGAUGACCUCAAGGAUUAGGCCCUCACUGGUGAAGACAGAAAUCCUUUUGCAUGGACAACAGGGAAAAUUUCUAGCUUGUUGAAGACCUCAUCUCCACCAUUGUGCAUCCUCUACCUCUCAGUGUUCUGCUGUGCAUCAAGAAAUCCAUGUCUUCACACUGACCCCCCCUCUACUACCCCACGUUUCUGCUGCAUGUCCCUCUAGAGCCUCACGAGGAGAGUUCAGCAUUAAAUGCUUUGGAUGGAUCUAUAUGGCAAUGGGAGAAACCAAUGUCCAAACAAGUACACACAUAUGACGCAUGCAUAGAGAUGCUCAAUCAUACACAAUGCCUCUCAAAUAUGUUGCUGUAUAUAUGUACACUAUGUCAAGUAUGUAUAGUCUCAGAUGCUGUACUUUGCAUGUUGAUUUGUAGAUGGAAUGUGACCUUUAUUCAAACAAGAGGAUGAGCAGGUAGUGAGUGGGUUGACUCUCUAAACCAAUGCAAGCCCUUUGACAGCUUUACAUCUCCAUAUUUGAUGGCAGGAGAUUUACACUAAGGUGGCAGAAACAGUUUGAUGUCUACUGUGACAUGUUGUCUUCCAGCAAACAGCAGUUCUGAUAAGGUUUAAACUCUCUGAAGGGACACAUACUGUCCCUGCUGAUGUCACACAGAACCUGGCCACAGCGAAUGUGGGUAGAAGAAGAGAAGGCAAACUGGGGCGCUCCAAUUAAGUGGCAGCGCACAAAGUGGCAUAGGGCAUCCUGCCAGCAACUGUCUAUUCAUCCAGUGUCAAAGGGAUUUGCACGUCUCAAUGAGUGUAUGCACUGACAUAGAAGUCCAAGAGCAAAGCAGAGGAGGGGAAGGAAAGGAAACAAGGCUGGGCUGAAAGGAGAUUUUUUUUCCUUUUUGUGUGUAAUUUCACAGCUUUAUUUCUGAUCAAAAUUUAAGGUUGUACUAAGCUUAUGUUGACAUAUUUUACUGGUCGGUCCACUUAUUUGGCAAUUUUUAAAAAUUUUUCAAUAACCUCUUGACCCCAUCUAUUACUAUCAUACAGCUGUCAUGACCUAAUGUCCUGUCUAAGGUUAACUUUGUGUUAAUGAGUAUGGCCCUCGGCUCCACCAGAUGUUCACCCUUGUGGCCAAAUACCCAAUACCCUCUGUGCUUCUUUAAUGCCUGCCCACUACAUCUGUACUCUUUCUGGAAGCAGCCGCAGAAAUAAUUCAACCAUCAAAAAUGCAGUUGAAGUAGGAAACGACAUAAACUCUGCAAAACAGGUGUUUUCUUUUGGAGUAAAAUUAAUAAAAGACAUAAAUCAAAAUGCUGCACCCUAAAAAUAGAAUUUUAGCAAAAUACAUGUGGUUGCCUAAUUUGCGUGUCUUACACAAAGUAGGUCUUACAAUUUAUGUGAGCAAAUCUUCUUAAAUCAAAUAUUGUCAGAGCACACCAAAGCUAUUUACAGUCAACAUGUAAACUGACUUGAAAUUUGGACUUCUGACUUAGCGGUGAUUAGUUAAAGAAGAUUUAAAAUACAGAAAAGGAUGAAGAUGUCAUUCAAAUAUGAGACUGCGUGUGGUUUGUGUCAAGGCUUUCCACUUUGUUAGAAGUGAAACAAAGAUGAAGCCGUAUGUGACAGGUAGAUGUGCUUUCCAUGUUUUUGAUUGCAGUGUUUAAACACUAUCUGGCAAUAAAACUGGACAGGACCAGAACAAUAUAGACAGCUAUACACCUGAACACACAAAACGUGUGUAAAUGCAUACAAACACAGAAGCACAUCCUUGAUCUUUUUGUGACAGACGCACACACACGCGCACAGCAAGCUAAUCUAAACAGCAAGGCUGCAUGUAAACAGAUCGUCGACAUAAUGGGAUUGUUCAGUGUGCAAACAAUAAGCUGUUAGUGUAAUCACAGGUCAAAGAUAUAUUACCCAGAGGGCCACGCUGUAUGUAUAUUAACAUGAUGGAUACGCUGGAGAGGAGGGGGCAGGGAUAUCGGGGAUAUAGAGCUCUACUGAUUCGGAUUUACCCCCUACUGGGUCUUGUCCGCUGCCUUUCUCUCCUCUGGCUCCUGCAUAUGGGCCCCACUUAAUCAGUCUUCUUCUCAUCUUGCUCCUCCCCCCAUUCACCCACCUCUUCCUUAUACACCAAAUUCUUCUAUUUCUUCACAACGCUCCUUGUUAAAUACUUUAGUCAUGUCUUUAACACAGUAUCUUCAUUUACUUCUUUCCUCUCCCAUCUCCCUGUCACCCCUGGGCAGAUUAUGAUCAGCUUCAGUAAAGUGGUCAGUCCAUCUCUGUGGUCAGUGGGGUAUCAGGAUAAAGUAGCUCCACAAUCUUAUUUUUGGAUUAGGCCAAGAGAGGUCUGGCUUAUACUGGACUACUGAGGUGCUUCACCCAUGUCUAAUACAAACACUGAAAGAGCAAGGGUAGAAGACAAAAGACAGCACCAUGUUGGGGAUGAACAAUGCAUGUGAUAAAGAGAGAUUGCCACAUGUUCCCCUUAACUAUGUACUGUGCUUUGUGUCACAGUGAGUAGCAGCAUACUAGAGCCAUUUCGGGCAGGAUAAAUGCUGCAGAGCUUACUUUAUAAGAUCUCAGCUUAUUAACUUAUCUCUACUUUAUUUGAUUAUGAUCUAGCCCAUUCUCUAAACUGGUUAAUAAGUCCAUGUCCUCCUGACUAAACACUUGAUUAGUGUCAUCACCGGCUAGCUUGUGUGUGUGUGCUGCAUAUGCCUGUGGAUCAUUGAAGCAGAUGCACACUGGGGCCAAGUGACAGAGUAAACACAUAGACAGAACACUGCAGAGAAAAACAACCUGAAUAAAAUGGGCCUGUUUGAUUA
Oreochromis niloticus (Nile tilapia) is the source of this 5941-nucleotide messenger RNA. It is a transcript of the gene mafa, whose product is annotated as MAF bZIP transcription factor a. The transcript has 3 exons. The coding region runs from base 812 to 1807 and encodes 331 amino acids. Gene Ontology annotation, molecular function: RNA polymerase II cis-regulatory region sequence-specific DNA binding; DNA-binding transcription factor activity, RNA polymerase II-specific. The record is from RefSeq and is a predicted model, not a curated record. Gene Ontology annotation, cellular component: nucleus. Gene Ontology annotation, biological process: regulation of transcription by RNA polymerase II. NCBI's taxonomy places the organism in Eukaryota, Metazoa, Chordata, Actinopteri, Cichliformes, Cichlidae.